This is a messenger RNA of Acaulospora colombiana, 1353 nucleotides long. Lineage: Eukaryota; Fungi; Glomeromycota; Glomeromycetes; Diversisporales; Acaulosporaceae. The record is from the annotation of a GenBank genome assembly.
UCAUGAAAGCGAUAGUUGGAAAAAAAACUUACGGCUACCUCCUAAAGAUAAUCGGCCGCAGACAGAGGACGUAACAGCCACAAAGGGCAAUGAAUUUGAAGAUUAUUUCCUGAAGCGUGAACUACUGAUGGGCAUAUUUGAGGCUGGAUUUGAGCGUCCAUCGCCUAUUCAAGAGGAAUCCAUACCUAUCGCCUUAACCGGUCGAGACAUUCUUGCAAGAGCAAAAAAUGGUACUGGAAAAACGGCGGCCUUCGUCAUUCCCGCCCUAGAAAAAAUAAACGUAAAAAAGCCGAAGAUCCAAGCAUUAUUACUCGUUCCCACGAGGGAGUUAGCCUUACAAACAUCACAAGUGUGUAAGAUGCUCGGUAGACAUAUGGGGGUUCAAGUCAUGGUCACAACGGGCGGAACAACGUUAAAGGAUGAUAUUCUUCGUCUCUCCGAAACCGUACACAUUGUUGUCGGAACGCCAGGUCGUAUCCUGGACUUGGCAGGGAAAGGAGUUGCCGAUUUUAAUGAAUGCCCAACGUUCGUGAUGGAUGAAGCUGAUAAAUUACUAAGUCCGGAAUUCUCACCGAUUGUCGAACAACUAUUGACAUAUUUUCCCAAAGACCGCCAAAUAAUGCUGUAUAGCGCUACAUUCCCCUUAAUCGUGAAAAGCUUUAAGGAUAAAUAUCUCGUAAAACCUUACGAAAUUAACUUAAUGGACGAACUUACGCUUCGCGGUGUUACACAAUAUUACGCAUUUGUUGAAGAAAGACAGAAAGUGCAUUGUCUGAAUACUCUAUUUUCCAAGCUUCAAAUCAAUCAAUCCAUCAUUUUCUGCAAUUCCACCAAUCGUGUUGAACUUCUCGCCAAGAAAAUAACCGAACUCGGAUAUUCCUGUUUUUACAGUCACGCAAAAAUGUUACAAAGUCAUCGUAAUCGCGUUUUCCAUGAUUUCAGAAACGGUGUUUGCCGUAACUUGGUGUGUUCAGAUCUGCUUACUCGUGGUAUUGACAUUCAGGCGGUCAAUGUUGUGAUUAAUUUCGAUUUCCCUAAAAAUGCGGAGACAUACCUUCAUCGUAUCGGCAGAUCUGGACGGUUUGGUCACCUCGGUCUUGCCAUCAAUCUCAUUACUUACGAAGAUCGCUUCAAUCUGUAUAAAAUCGAACAAGAACUAGGAACCGAAAUUCAACCUAUUCCACCCGUCAUCGAUAAACAAUUAUAUGUUGCUCCCACUGCGCUUGAUGAGGCUCAAACACAAUCUCAACAACAACAAGUAGUUCAACAGAUUCCUCAACAGAACAAUAAUCAAGCUAUGCGUAAUCAGAAUCAACGCAACAACGGUAGCAUGAGAAAUCCUAACACAGGACG